Messenger RNA from Calypte anna (Anna's hummingbird), 1038 nucleotides. RefSeq names its product solute carrier family 22 member 2-like (gene SLC22A2). The record is from RefSeq and is a predicted model, not a curated record. The transcript has 4 exons. Gene Ontology annotation, biological process: transmembrane transport. Lineage: Eukaryota; Metazoa; Chordata; Aves; Apodiformes; Trochilidae. Gene Ontology annotation, cellular component: membrane. Gene Ontology annotation, molecular function: transmembrane transporter activity.
AUGAUUGAGCAGGGCCAUGUCCCUAUGGGAGAGCUGCUGAGCUCCUUUGGUGGCCCCACAGAUUUGCUGACCCCAAGGAGAAAUGGAAGAGCUGGGACCGGUCAAGGGGCAGGGGCAUGGGAGAAAACAGGUAUUUCCUCACCAGAGAGCUGGAGAGGACAAGGGAUUCCUGGUGGGCUAAGUGCAGGAUAUGUCCUUGUCCCUGGGUCCUCUAUGGGGACAGAUCAGCAGGCAGCUCUGACUGUCAGUGUUGUGGUGCCAAGCCAUAACCUCAGGGCAGAAAAAGUAGUUUUUAACCAAAGUGAUGAAUGUCCACACAGAGUCUCUCCAGCACUGUCACUGAAGCAACAUGCAAAGAGGUCAACCCUGGAUGGCAUUUUAGAGCAGAUCGGGGAAUUCAGCUUCUUUCACAAACAAACCCUCUUACUCUUCUGCCUGCUUUCUGCCUCCUUCACCCCGGUGUACGUGGGUGUCAUCUCCUUAGGGUUCAUCCCCGAGCAUCCCUGCUUCAGCCCCGGGGUGGCUGAGCUGAGCCAGCGCUGUGGCUGGAGCCUGGAGGAGCAGCUGAAUCUGACGGUUCCCGAGUGGGGUGGCCACGGGGACAGUUUCAGCAGCCGCUGCAGGAGGUAUGAGGUGGACUGGAACACAACAGGCGUCAGCUGCACCGACCCCCUUGGCAGCCUUGUGGGCAACCAGAGCGCUGCUCCCCUUGGUCCCUGCCGGGAUGGCUGGGUCUACAACUCCCCAGGGACCUCUCUUGUGACAGAGUUUAACCUGGUGUUUGAAGACUCCUGGAAGCUGGACCUCUUCCAGUCGUGUGUGAAUGCUAGGGUUUUUAUUAGCUCUGUGAGCAUUGGCUACAUAGGUGACAGAUAUGGCUGCAAACUCUGCCUCCUGGUCACAGUCCUGAUCAGUGCCAUCUCAGGGGUUCUGAUGGCCUUUGCACCACGUUACAGAUGGAUGGUGAGCUUCCACCUGAUACAGUGACUGGUCAGCAAUGGGGGCUGUCUGACAGGCUACAUCCUCAGCUUGCAAUAA